Molecule: messenger RNA, 2013 nt
Organism: Thyridium curvatum
Lineage: Eukaryota; Fungi; Ascomycota; Sordariomycetes; Thyridiales; Thyridiaceae
Exons: 2
Coding region: 1-2013 (670 amino acids)
Biological process (GO): negative regulation of transcription by RNA polymerase II; anatomical structure morphogenesis; cell differentiation
Molecular function (GO): RNA polymerase II cis-regulatory region sequence-specific DNA binding; DNA-binding transcription factor activity, RNA polymerase II-specific
Source: RefSeq, a predicted model, not a curated record
AUGGCGGACGUAUCAUCCCACCAUCAAACGGAGACACCGCACUCUGCCCAUCGAAUGACCACUCGGUCCAGCGAUGGGACUUUGAUCCGGCAUCCGGAUGACCAUCACCAGCAUCAACAGCAACAGAGUCCUUCAGUUGCGUCGCUGUCUCGUCUGAACAGGAAGCUUGCGGCUUCCAUUAAUGUCCAAGAGGCAAACAGAGCUCGUGUCCAGGGUCUGUCGCUGCACACGCCGCUGGAUCACGAUCACAGUUCCAGCCUGAUUCCUCACGACGUGUGCAUUUGCCCGCCGUCACCCAAGGUUCCGAGACCGCGUAAUGGUCUACCCAAUCCUGAGAUCUCCAAGAUUCUUGGUGAGCAGUGGAAGAGCGAACCAACUUCGGUCCAGGAGAAGUGGAGAGAGCUUGCCGAAGAGGAGAAGCGCAGGCACCAGGAACAGCAUCCCGACUACAAGUAUAAGCCCAAACGAGGCGGUAAAGGCCAGGGAUCUAAAGCAGCCGCCGAGGAAGAGGGUAGUCAUUGUCCCAAGUGCCAGAGACGACGAGUUGUGGCUGUCCCUAGGACCCCAUCUACUCCUCUGGCAACACCUCUGACAUCUCGAUCCGCAAUGCCGCCUUACCACAACCCUUUGAACCGUUCCGUAGAUACUGGGCACCACCAUCGCCAAGGCUCGCCUGGUAGCACCCCCUUCCCGUACGAUAGGCGAAGGUCGUACUAUUACGCGGACAUGGACGACGACUACGCAAUGUCUCCGACUUCAGACUAUAAGCGGCGUCGCUUCGACAGUCGAGGGAGCUUCCAGAGUAUGAACUCGCCAUACGUGCAUCAGCAACCGCCGGGAUGGCCAAGCCACCCCUCGGCGUUCUCAUCAUCGUCAGUCCCUUACACUUCGAGUGCUGCAUUCAGCCCGCUUCCAGCACCAUCGUCUUUGGCGCAUCAAAAUGCCCCGAUGCCACCACCUGGUCGCCCGGCUACCUCGGACCAUAACCGGGAUGCCCGACGGUUCGAUGCGCCCAUCCGACUCCCUCCUUUGCAGACCCAGGUACCACAGCCGUCCUCAGCUCGCACCGCAAGACAUGACGAGCCAGCCUCGGCGAUCAAGGCGACCGGUCUCGGCAUCGUGAAGGGGUCUGAUAGCCACUCGCAAAGCAUUACUGCCAUGGUCAUGGGCAUUCCAUACACAAGCAAGUUGGAGAUGUUGAACAGGAUCAGCCCAGCACUCGCGCCGCUAGGCCCCGACUGCCCGCCUUCAGAGACGAGAGGCCCUUUGAUCGCAAUCGAGGGCACGGAUCCGACACUGAUGAAGGAGGUGGGCCUGAUUGUACAGGACGCCCUGACAAAGUCGGGCGAGUGCACAGUUCGAACAUGGUCUGGCCGGCCGAACACACAGUUCUCCGAUGAGGCUUUGGAGAUCGAUGAUGAUGUCCAGAUGCGGGAGGGCCCCGAAUCGUCGAAGGAACGCGCUCAGCCCGCCGAACCUCAGACGAGUCCGAGUUCCUUCUCCGCCUACCUGGACAUCAUCAAGGAGUGGCACGCCAAGUCUGAUGACAUAGUUAAGCACAUCACUACUGUCCCUGGCACGAAGCCCGCCGGAGAUACCAGUGGCUCCGAGAGCGGCUCCAGCGCUGUAGAUGCCGAGCCACAGCGGACUGUCCCCGUCGCCCUGGUCACCGAUGGCUUCAGGCUGAGCACGGCUGACCGCUUUGCGUCGUCGAUCCCCAUCAUGGACUCGUACGCCCCCGUCGACCAUUGGCAAUGGAUGGCGACCCUGUGGCGCCGCAUUGUCGGCCCCGAUCUGGUCAUAUUUGCCGAUCGAUUCGCGGACGAAGGUCCGGACGCGCUUCGCGAUGCAGAGUUCAAGGAGGAGCCCAAGACCCAGGCCCCGAAGCUCAUGACUGUCCGCAUGCCCCGGGAGAAGGAGGUGGACGAGAAGAUGAAGCGGCGACUGACUUUUGAGAUUCUGGAAUGGGUGAGGGCGGGCAGUUUCCGCGUGGGUGUCGAGGGUGAUAAGUGA